GGGAGGGGAGGAUGCGAGAUGACUGGCCUUGGCAACCUGACCAUUCUCCUUAGCAGAGCCUUGGAAAGACAGCCAGAGACUGACUGCAGCACCAAGGAGGCGCCGCACCUCUUGUGGAUGUGUGUCUGUGUGUGUGUGUGAGUGGGUGAAUGGGUGUGAGUGAGGGUGUGUGUGUGCAUUGUGACUGUGUGUGUGCGUGUCCAGAUGAGUGUACGAGUGCAUGUGUGAGUGUGUGUGUGUGUGUGUGCGUGUGUGUGUGUGUGUGAGAGCUCUUGGUUUUUAUUUUUUUGAAGAAAAAUCUUGAAAAUCUGGGGCAGGUUACUGUGCUCCUAGGGUGGUGGUUCUUCUUUUGCAAGAGGAGCUGACCAGACCAAUCUACUAGAGACAUUUUUCGGCGAGUAAAGAUUAUUUUCCUUCCAGGAGAGGGAUUUUUUCCCCCCCUGGCUCUGCAGCCAAGUGAAAGAGAUUAGCCCCUAAACCUGUGAAAUCGACCAGAGCCGUGUGAGAGAGAAUACGGGAAGAAAAGGAGAUAUAAAUUAAAUAGCCUGUCAGUGCCUUUGGCCACGUUGGAAGAUGUCAUCUCAAACUAAGUUCAAGAAAGACAAAGAGAUCAUUGCUGAAUAUGAAGCCCAAAUAAAAGAGAUCCGCACGCAGCUGGUGGAGCAGUUCAAAUGCUUGGAGCAGCAGUCGGAGUCUAGGCUGCAGCUGCUACAGGACCUCCAGGAGUUUUUCCGCCGGAAAGCUGAGAUCGAGCUUGAGUACUCCCGCAGCCUGGAGAAGCUGGCUGAGCGGUUCUCCUCCAAGAUCCGCAGCUCCCGGGAGCACCAGUUUAAGAAGGACCAGUACCUCCUCUCACCCGUGAACUGCUGGUAUCUGGUCCUGCAUCAGACCAGGCGGGAGAGCCGAGACCAUGCCACCCUCAAUGACAUCUUCAUGAACAACGUCAUCGUCCGCCUCUCACAGAUCAGUGAGGAUGUCAUCAGACUCUUCAAAAAGAGCAAGGAGAUUGGCCUGCAGAUGCACGAGGAGCUCCUGAAGGUCACCAACGAGCUCUACACAGUCAUGAAAACCUACCACAUGUACCACGCGGAGAGCAUCAGUGCGGAGAGCAAGCUGAAGGAGGCUGAGAAGCAGGAGGAGAAGCAGUUCAACAAGGCAGGAGAGCUCAGCAUGAACCUGCUCCGGCACGACGACCGGCCCCAGCGCCGCAGCUCUGUGAAGAAGAUUGAGAAGAUGAAGGAGAAGAGGCAGGCAAAGUAUUCUGAGAACAAGCUGAAGUGCACGAAGGCCCGGAAUGACUACUUGCUGAAUCUGGCUGCCACCAACGCAGCUAUAAGCAAAUACUACAUCCACGAUGUCUCCGACCUGAUCGAUUGCUGUGAUUUGGGCUUUCAUGCCAGCCUGGCCCGCACCUUCCGGACCUACCUCUCAGCCGAGUACAACCUGGAGACCUCUCGCCACGAGGGGCUGGAUGUUAUUGAGAAUGCGGUGGACAACCUGGAUUCCAGAAGUGACAAGCACACGGUCAUGGACAUGUACAACCAGGUCUUCUGUCCUCCACUCAAGUUUGAGUUCCAGCCGCACAUGGGGGAUGAGGUGUGCCAGGUCAGUGCACAGCAGCCCGUCCAGACAGAAUUACUCAUGCGGUACCACCAGCUGCAGUCCAGACUGGCCACUCUCAAGAUAGAGAAUGAGGAGGUGAGAAAAACCCUGGAUGCCACCAUGCAGACCUUACAGGACAUGCUGACCGUGGAGGACUUUGAUGUCUCUGACGCCUUCCAACACAGUCGGUCCACAGAGUCCGUAAAGUCGGCUGCCUCUGAGACCUACAUGAGCAAGAUCAACAUUGCCAAAAGGAGAGCCAACCAGCAGGAGACAGAAAUGUUUUAUUUUACAAAAUUUAAAGAAUAUGUGAACGGCAGUAACCUCAUCACUAAGCUGCAGGCCAAGCACGACUUACUCAAGCAGACUCUGGGUGAAGGGGAAAGAGCAGACUGUGGCACAACCAGGCCCCCCUGUCUUCCCCCUAAACCACAGAAAAUGAGGAGACCUAGGCCUCUCUCAGUGUGUAACCAUAAACUAUUUAACGGCUGUAUGGAAGCGUUCAUUAAGGAUUCGGGACAAGCUAUCCCACUGGUAGUUGAGAGCUGCAUCCGAUACAUCAAUUUAUACGGACUCCAGCAGCAAGGGAUCUUCCGAGUGCCAGGAUCUCAGGUUGAAGUCAAUGACAUCAAAAAUUCCUUUGAGAGAGGUGAAGACCCCCUUGUGGAUGAUCAAAAUGAACGAGAUAUCAAUUCCGUCGCCGGUGUUUUAAAACUGUAUUUCCGAGGACUGGAAAACCCACUCUUUCCUAAGGAAAGGUUUCAAGAUUUGAUAUCUACUAUUAAACUGGAGAGCCCAGCUGAGAGGGUGCACCAGAUCCAACAAAUCCUCAUCACCCUUCCCCGCGUGGUCAUCGUGGUCAUGAGAUAUCUCUUCGCUUUCCUCAACCACCUCUCGCAGUACAGUGACGAGAACAUGAUGGAUCCCUACAACCUGGCCAUCUGCUUCGGGCCCACCCUCAUGCACAUUCCUGAUGGGCAGGACCCUGUGUCCUGCCAGGCCCACGUCAACGAAGUCAUCAAAACCAUCAUCAUCCAUCAUGAAGCCAUCUUUCCCAGCCCCCGGGAGCUAGAAGGACCCGUGUAUGAAAAAUGCAUGGCUGGAGGGGAAGAAUAUUGUGAUAGCCCACACAGUGAGCCAGGGACCAUUGAUGAAGUUGACCAUGACAAUGGCACUGAACCUCACACCAGUGAUGAAGAAGUGGAACAGAUUGAGGCCAUCGCCAAGUUUGACUACGUGGGGCGGUCCCCACGUGAGCUGUCCUUCAAGAAGGGGGCCUCGCUGCUAUUGUACCACCGUGCCUCGGAGGACUGGUGGGAAGGUCGUCACAACGGCGUGGAUGGGCUCAUCCCACAUCAGUACAUAGUCGUACAGGACAUGGAUGAUGCCUUCUCCGACAGCCUAAGCCAGAAGGCGGACAGUGAGGCCAGCAGUGGGCCACUGCUGGACGACAAGGCCUCCUCCAAAAACGACCUGCAGUCCCCCACGGACCACAUCUCGGAUUACGGCUUUGGGGGGGUGAUGGGCCGAGUGCGGUUACGAUCUGAUGGAGCAGCCAUUCCCAGGCGCCGAAGCGGGGGCGACACACACAGCCCACCCCGGGGCCUGGGCCCCAGCAUAGACACGCCGCCCCGGGCCGCCGCCUGCCCCAGCAGCCCCCACAAAAUCCCCCUCACCCGGGGCAGGAUCGAGAGCCCCGAGAAGCGGAGGAUGGCGACGUUCGGGAGCGCUGGCAGCAUCAACUACUCUGACAAGAAGGCGCUCUCAGAAGGGCACUCCAUGAGGUCGACAUGCGGCUCCACCAGGCACAGCAGCCUGGGGGACCACAAGUCCCUGGAGGCCGAGGCCCUGGCAGAAGACAUAGAGAAGACCAUGAGCACGGCUCUGCACGAGUUGCGGGAACUCGAGAGGCAGAACACGGUCAAGCAGGCGCCAGACGUGGUGCUGGACACCCUGGAGCCCCUGAAGAACCCGCCCGGCCCGGUCAGCUCGGAGCCCGCCAGCCCACUGCACACCAUCGCCAUCCGCGACCCCGACGCCGCCGUGCGCCGCGGCUGCAGCUCCUCCGCCGAGAUGAUGACCACCUUCAAGCCCGCGCUGUCCGCCCGCCUGGCCGGCGCCCAGCUGCGCCCGCCCCCCGUGCGGCCCGUGCGGCCCACGGUCCAGCACCGGUCCAGCAGCAGCAGCAGCUCAGGGGUGGGCAGCCCGGCCGUGACGCCCACCGAGAAGAUGUUCCCCAACAGCUCAGCGGACAAGUCGGGCACCAUGUGACCCGCAGGCUGGGGCGCACCAUGGCCGGGGGGGCCUCUGUGACUUCCACGCCCUUCCCAGUGCUCCUGGCCUCACCGGGCGGGGCCAGAGGUCAGCCUGAAAGAAUGUCUGUGCAGAGCUGAGGCCUAGCGCGGGCAGCAGCUCCAUCCAGCUCGCGGGUGUGACGUGACGGAGGCCAGAGGAGCAGGAGCUGGAGCUGGAGCAGGCGCGGGAGCAGAGCAGCCCCAGCUAGAGCGUGUCCUUAGGUUGUGGCAACAUGGUCAAUGGCUUCGCCGGCAUAUCGUCACUGGAAAACGAUUCUCUCGACAUUCUCUCUACAUACAUAAAUAUGUGUGUAUGUAUGUAUAUGUGUGCAUAUAUACACAUACAUAUGUAUGUAUGUGUCUGUAGGUGUGUGUACAUAUAUAUAUUUAUGCAUCUAUAUACAUAUACUAGAUCGGGACACAUACUAAAUGUAUAUAGGAUCUCCUUUUUCUUUUUACGAAACUUAGAUUUACCUCAGACCCAUGCCACCAAACAUCUCCCGCUGUUAUUUGGUGGGAUUUGCAGGGACUUUUCUGGGAGAACUUAGAGGCCCACAGUAACUGCGAAUGAAGCAAUAUACCACUAAGCUGCAGAAAAACAAACACAGUCUCCCACUGUCUCCAGAAGUCGUGGCCUUCCAGAACAGUCUGCCCCUACAUGAAGGGUGGGGCAGGCAGUCCCCAAGCAGGCUGCUCCUAGAGGUGGGGAACCCCCCCGUCCAACCCAGAGACCCUGCCUUUCCACCUGAAGGCCAAGGACCAACUGUACCCCCAAAGGCACGGGAGGACGUUGGCAGGAAGACCCCUGACCACGGCAUCCGUGUGUUUGUACGUAGAAAAGGGGGUAGUGAGAACCUAAGCCCCAUCGUAGCACAGUAUUAUGUGUGGUUGGGAAAAAAAUAAUAAAACCACAGUGGUAUGGAACACUUCAAAACCUAGAAACGCCGUAGGAAUAUUUCUGGUAACUAUAGAGGUUUAACUUAUACAAUUUUCAAAGUAUUUAAUUUUUUUUCCUUUCCUCUUUCUACUAAUUAUACUGUGUCAGAUGUGGAACUAAACAGGCAAGGAGGUUCUGAGUCACAUCGUUUUCAUUAAAAAUCAGGCCAUGACGCACUUUGGCUGGUGCCUCUUGCACGAAGUGCAUGAACCGUAAGUGCCCAGGGCCGGGGAGGGGCGGUCCUUGGCACUUCCUGUCCCAGAGGAUGCUUCGGUUGAGUUUAUGCAAGUGAAAUAGCUUCCCUCUCGCCCUUCCCUGCCCCUUCACCUGCCUUCUCCAGAGCAUUUAAUGUAAGUGAAAACAUGGUGAAAGAAUUGGGGGUGUGAUCAUCAAGUACAUGAGCAGGGCUUUCACCUCUUGGCUGGGAAAGGGCCUCUGGAUCACCCUCGUUCGAUUCUGUUUUGCUUCCUCUUUGCAUCUCCUGGUUUUCCAGAGAUGGCUGUUUAUGGAUAAUGGGACACAGAUGAGUUAGAUUCCAACGGGACCACCUUUAUUCACUACCUUCAUGCCAAGCCAAGGGUUUCCUCCCUAUUCUUCUCACGCUUCAUCUCUUUCUCAAGGCCUCUGAGUAUGUCCAUGGCUGUGGUUUGGAAUAAAAAGUCCUGUGCGUCCCAGCGCCCACCACUUGGGAGCCGUGGGACUCUGGCAUGUCCCCGCACCUCAUUGAGUCUCAGUUUCCUGCUCCGUAAAAUGAAGAUAAUAAUGAUGAAAUGUAAACGAGUAAGCUGUUUAGAAAGCACUGUGCCAACACGAUUAUUCUUUUUAUUGUCAUUAGUAAGGUAGGUCUUUUAGCCUAAAAACCAUCCGAGACCUUUUUGAAACCUCCUAAUGGCUUUUGAGAGUAGGCAGUGGAAUUUUCCUACCAGCUUCAUAAGAUCCCCAAGCACAGCCCUACAGACAUAUCACCUACAAAUGCUCGAAAUUCCAUCGAUAUCAUUUCACCCCAUUAGAUGAAUUUUGCCUUGUCCUCUGGUCUUCCGCAAAAAGGUGACCCCCAGAGGGAGGGACCCAUUGAGUCACUAAUCCUUGGGUGUGUGGGAGUGGCAAGCCCUUCUGCCUCACCUGAGGAUUGACAUUGAGAGCACACAGUGGAAGGAAGAAGCAAGCAAGGCUCCAAAAAGAGAAUGGCAAGGAGAGGCCAUCACAAGCUUGACCUUCCUUGUUUUGCCUGGAACCAGCUGUUCUCUUAGCUCCUGGAAAUGAAAGCACCUCAGAGCAAGCACCUCUGUGGGCCGUAAGAAUAUAUCCCCGUUGUACAGCUUAGAAAAGAAAGCAAGUCUGUGCCAUGCUCAUAAUUUAAUGGGUGUCUGAGAGCAGGGGUCAUGUCAGGCGCGGAAGUCAUUUAUUUGCGAGGAUGCUAUCCUGUCCAGCCAGGGUACAAGAUAUCCCAUUCCUACCCCACAGAUACUGCCAGACCGUAAAUAUAGUUGCCUCCUGAGCAAAACGUAGCAUUCUCUGCCAGGACUACCAGACGUAAAGAGAAAAUUUGAGUUGACAGACCUGGUGCCUGAUCUACAUAACACCAGUCCAACCAUGUGGCUUUUCCUCUGAAUUGAUUAACUUCAUUUUUCUUUCCUGAGAAUGGACCUGCCUUUUACUGAAUUAUCUGAAGGCAGAGCUGUAGCUGUGUUCUUUAAGCACCUGUUUUUCCAUUGGGAAAAGGCUGAUGAGUUCACAUUUAGAGAAGCUCACAUCUCACUCAUCCAGCCCCAAAUCUGAGCCUUGUCGCAGAACCAAAUGGAAAAAUACUUUCCUGCAUCCCCCACCCGCACCCCCCACUUCCUCAUCUGGCACUCUGCAUGUCUCGGUCCCUCCACAGGCACCCAGUCCCACCCACGGUCACUGAGCACUGGCAUUCUCUUCCUGACUCCUGCCUGUGUUAGUCCACUAUAUAUUGCUGUCUUUGCUUAAAUGCUGGAAAGUAACUGUUAAAAUGUGAAAUCGUAAUUUUAAAAAAGGCGACAAUUAAAUUAUAGCCAAUGCCACUCACCAAAUCUUUGCACCUAGUAGAUAGUUCAAUGUAAAAAACAAAUACGAGAAACCUAACUGUACAGUGAGUGUGGGGGAAAUGUAGUAACCUAGUUCGUAGUCCUCAAUAUAACCAAUUGUACAAGGGGAAGUGGUGUUUACCUACUUGUUCAUCACCAUUACUGAAAGCUGUGCUGAUCAGUUUGUCGAUAACGGGCAUUUUUUUUUAAAUUAUUUUUUUGCUUUUCACAGAAUGCUUUCUUAACCUUCGACUUAUCCUGAGGUCAGGCCUUUUGUCUUUAUGUGUAACCGAUGUUCAGUCUAUUUUAGGAAUGAACCAGCAAGAUGUUCAUUUAAAACUGACCAAAGACAAUUCCUUCCUGGUCUAGUUUCCUGGGCCCCGGGGCCCAGUCGCCGCUAAAGACCUUUCUCGGAUAAAAUUGAGAACAAGCCGUGCUUCCUGCCCCACUCUCCCUCUCUCCUUUCCUUUCCUCUUGAAGAGCUGCUCUGAGCUGUGGGAUUCUAUGAAAAAUUCUUGCCUUUCCUUGUUUCCAGUGCUAACGAUUUCUCACCUUGAAGCGCCUUUGAACCCGGACAGAGCACCAAUGGGAGGGAUAUGUAAGCUUGGGCAUUAGACUUGGGAGUCUGUCCUCUGAGGCCACCAGGCCGAGGAGCAGGAGAGAAGUGGAUUCCCAAGGGCUAACAGGUUUCUAUUCAAUGAAGAAAUCCGAGUGGGAAGAGACACAGGGAAAUGGAGCCAACCUUUGGCCACGGCUGGAACCAGCAGUUCAGAGAUCUGCCUUAUAAACCCUUCAGAACUGGUUUGCGAUGCACAGAGGGAGCCAGCGUGGGGAAGGGCCUUGACGCGGGGCUGGCUCCUCUGUUGGAGGCCCUUGGAGUGCCUUGGUGGGUACGUUUCUUCCUCAUUCAGGAAGCAUCAAUGCAAAGGACUUCCUGUGACCUGGCUGUUACUUGGCACUCAGCGCACAUCCUCGGCUGAUGGGAAACCACAAGGACUAACGUAACGGUUCUUCCUCUCGGUCUUCCUAGUCCUCACUUUUCACACAUCCAGAAGGUUUUACACAUGAGCAAAUGCCUCAUUCUCCCGAGAAACCCGGAAAGAGGAGUGGUUGGCUCACAACCAUGGUGGGCGGGCCCUGUUGGGCUUGGCGGUCGGUUGGCAGGGAGGAAAAGGCAGGAAGGGGUGAGCCGAGGUGUUGCUUAGCUGAUUUUCUGCUGUGCAGAGCUAAUGCUGACGUUUCAUGUCAACUUCCCCGGUUCUCUGGGGUCUCCUCUCUCGUAUAGAGAAUUCCCCACAUGCCCUAACUGCCAGGGGAGCUGAGCGAAGGGACCUGCUGUCGGUUGGAGCGCUCCUGGCCUCUCUGAGGCUGAUCUGCCAGGGUCCCGCUGUCCCGUCCUCUGGGACUGGCCGAAUGGCCAGCGCUGCCCCUCGCUGACACCUCCUUUCUGUGUGAACUGUCCCUAACAAAGCUGUUUCUUGGACCAGAACAAGCAGAACGCACUCCGCCUUCCUUAGACCAAGGCUCUGCUGGAGUUCCUGCUGGGCCCUGGCUCCCGGCAGUGUGGCUGUUUACACGGUUUGGCAAUAGGCUUGGUUCUGAUUGCUUCAGAGUGGCUGGUCUAUUUUGUUUCCUUUGGUUUCCCUCCUCCCGAAACUGUGUCAGGAAAAAAAAAAAAAUCGAAACCACCCUCGGAAAAUUGCUGGUUGCUUGUCCCCACGUGAUGAGAAGUGCUGCCCUCUUCCAGAUAUUGUUUCUCUACCUUACAGCCAACGCCCGUCCUAUAGAGUGUCUGAUUGGAUCCUCUGUCGCAUAUUCUGAUGGUGCCUGCUGGUUUGAUGUGGAGCUAUCCUGUGAAAUAAAACAGCUUAACUUUUCUCAAA
Messenger RNA from Myotis lucifugus (little brown bat), 8764 nucleotides. RefSeq names its product SLIT-ROBO Rho GTPase activating protein 3 (gene SRGAP3). Gene Ontology annotation, cellular component: cytoplasm. The record is from RefSeq and is a predicted model, not a curated record. Gene Ontology annotation, molecular function: protein binding. Lineage: Eukaryota; Metazoa; Chordata; Mammalia; Chiroptera; Vespertilionidae. The transcript has 22 exons. Gene Ontology annotation, biological process: negative regulation of cell migration; signal transduction. The coding region runs from base 574 to 3873 and encodes 1099 amino acids.